CGCUGAAAUAUUGGUGGCAAAGAAACACAGAUUAACACCACCUAACACCAAACUUUCUCUCACUAACCGUUAAAUAACCAUAUCAUACCAUUUUUUAGAGAGAGAAACACAGGGUGUGAGAGCGAUGACAACAGCUUCACUGUGUUCAUCAACAACUCAAAUCAAUGGGUUUGGAGCAAGUCUUAGACUUCAAAAGAAUCAUCUUUUUUGUCAACCCGGUUCUGUUACUCUUUCAAGGAGAAAAAUUCAUACUGUAGUGAAGGCAAGUGCUCGGGUUGAUAAGUUCUCUAAAAGUGAUAUCAUCGUUUCCCCAUCUAUUCUGUCGGCUAAUUUCGCAAAGCUAGGAGAGCAGGUAAAAGCAGUGGAGUUGGCAGGUUGUGACUGGAUCCAUGUUGAUGUAAUGGAUGGUCGCUUUGUUCCAAACAUCACCAUUGGACCUCUAGUGGUUGACGCUUUGCGCCCAGUGACAGAUCUUCCUUUGGAUGUGCAUCUGAUGAUUGUGGAGCCUGAACAACGAGUACCAGAUUUUAUUAAGGCUGGAGCUGACAUUGUCAGUGUUCAUUGUGAGCAAUCUUCUACCAUCCAUUUGCAUCGCACAGUAAAUCAGAUAAAAAGUCUUGGAGCAAAAGCCGGAGUUGUCUUGAACCCUGCUACCCCACUGAGUGCUAUAGAUUAUGUCCUUGAUGUGGUUGAUCUAGUCUUGAUUAUGUCGGUGAACCCUGGUUUCGGUGGGCAAAGCUUUAUUGAGAGUCAAGUAAAGAAAAUCUCUGAUUUGAGAAGAUUGUGCGCAGAGAAGGGAGUAAAUCCAUGGAUUGAGGUGGAUGGUGGAGUUGGUCCCAAGAAUGCAUACAAGGUUAUUGAGGCUGGGGCUAAUGCUCUAGUGGCUGGUUCAGCUGUAUUUGGGGCCAAAGAUUAUGCAGAAGCUAUAAAAGGAAUCAAAAACAGCAAAAGGCCAGUAGCAGUACCAGCGUGAUUUAGCGCCAGAAGAUCUCAUUUGAUUAAGGGCUGGUGAUAUUCAUUCUUGCAGAUUAUUCAGAAAGUAGAUAGAAAAGCAGCUUCAUGUUGUCAGCUGUACAAUUGCUUCUUUGGUUGAGUUCACUGGGAUUGCAGAUAAGACAAUAAGGAACGAGGUCUGCAGCGAGGAUGCUGCUGAGAAUAUAAUGUGUAACAUAUGUCCAUUAUAUAGGGAUUCAAUAUUCAAACUCAUGUGAAGUAGUACGUUAUAACAAUCAAUAGUUCCAUUAAAGUUCAAGUAGAA
Ricinus communis (castor bean) is the source of this 1258-nucleotide messenger RNA. RefSeq names its product ribulose-5-phosphate-3-epimerase, chloroplastic. The transcript has 10 exons. Gene Ontology annotation, biological process: pentose-phosphate shunt; pentose-phosphate shunt, non-oxidative branch; carbohydrate metabolic process. The coding region runs from base 125 to 973 and encodes 282 amino acids. Gene Ontology annotation, cellular component: cytosol. The record is from RefSeq and is a predicted model, not a curated record. Lineage: Eukaryota; Viridiplantae; Streptophyta; Magnoliopsida; Malpighiales; Euphorbiaceae. Gene Ontology annotation, molecular function: D-ribulose-phosphate 3-epimerase activity; metal ion binding.